GCGGGGAGACUUGCGGAUUUCCUACUCUGGCCCAACACGCCUGCCUGUGCCGCAGCCCUUCGCGAUGGCUUUUCUUUCUUUCUUCUCCUCUUAUAUUAUCGUCCCGCCGCCGCCGCUGCCGACGGCGAGCUCCAGCGGCGACUCGAGCCGCCGUCUCAGACCCUAAGCCCUAGUUCCAGCCCACCCAGUCCUUGACCAUGGAGGAUGCCCUCGCGCCGCCGUCUGUGGCGCCGACCCCCUCCGCCCUCGCUGCCGCUGCCGUCUUCACUCGCCGGCGGUCACACCUCGACAGCGCCUCCUUCCGCACGCUCUCCCGCCUCUUCUCCCACUGCCUCCACAUCAACCAGUCGCCCUGCGGCAUAGCGCCGCCCGAGCCCGAGCCCGUCGCCGCGGACCCUGUCGGUGGGGACUCCGACGAUUCCCCAGAAAGACCUAAUGGCGCCGAUUGUGAUCGGCUGAAGGAUGUGGAAAUCGAGGCGGCGGAUGCGGGAGGCCUUUCGCUCUACGGGGCCGUCUAUCAACCGGCCGCGGCGAACCCUACCCUCGACCUGGGUGAGUCUGAGGCGCUGAAGCACGAGGGUGCGGACGCGGUACUUGUCGUAGAAAGCACCUCGGGUAUGACCAGAGCCGAGGUGGAAGAAUCAGCAGCACUUGUCGUAGAAAGCACCUCGUGUAAGACCAGCGCUGAGGUGGAGGAGUCAGCAGUUGUAGCUGGACUGGUGGCGGUGGAGGACUUAUCUUUGAAGUCGGUGGAGUCUCUCUUGGGGACGAAAGUCGAUGAAUCGGUAGAGGUAGCAGUGGGUGAUGAUGAAGGCCGUCUUCUGCUUGAAGCGAUGAUGACAGACUUUACAGGGUUGAUUGAUGAUGUUGAUGCUGGAGUGAUAUCAGCACAGAGUUGUGCAGUUUCUGCAGGUGACCUGCAGAAUAGCAAGGCAUCUGAGGAGUCGAAACAGUUGGAUGGUGGGAUUGAAGAGGGAGAACCACUUAGAAACUGUGAUCAUGAGCAGAACGGUGGUGGUGGUUUCGAGGAAGGAGAGAUUGAGGGCGAGUUUCAGGAUUUUGGUUCAGAAGAAUCUGUAGAUUCCGAGCAUGGAGAUGAAGAUGGUGAAGAUGAGAAAUUGGAAGGCAAUUCCAUCAGUAGAGGCUCAGGGCCAGAUAAAACUUGUGAUCAUGGCACACAGUUUGGGAAUUUGCACUCAACACCUGAAAUCGGAAAUGAUGAUCUUAUACUGAAUAGGGAUGCUAUUGUCAGAGGUGAUGCACAAAUACCUGUUACCAGGGCUCAAGCUGUCACUUAUGAUGAUGUUGUGGAUUGGAAUGAGAAUCCGCUGCCUGACAAUGAGGCUCCCAACCCUGGGAAGAAGAGAAAACGCACUCAGACAGAACAGAGGAAGGCCAAAAAGACGAAAAAUAAAAGAAUCAACCGGGCACUGCAACAGAUAGCUGAUGGAGUUAGAAGACCAAAACUUACUCGUGUUAUAAAGCCAAAAAAACCUUGCUACUUCUAUGACCAUGGGAAGUGCCAGCAGGGCAAUAAUUGCAAGUAUUCCCAUGAUUUUACACCUUCAACAAAAUCUAAGCCCUGCACACAUUUUGCAUGUGGUUCUUGUUUGAAAGGAGAAGGGUGUCCAUAUGACCAUGAGUUGUCAAAGUACGAAUGCCAUAACUAUAAAAACAAUGGCAUGUGUGCCAGAGGUGAUAAAUGCAAAUUCUCUCAUGUGAUGCGAACUACAGAAGGUACUCCCACACAAGAUGCAAAGACUUCUGAUGUUUCACUGGCAUAUGAGAAAACAAACCUCAGGGAGCAUACAAGAAGCCAGAAGAACACAACAGUUCACAAUGGUGCUCCUAGUAGUUCUAUCCUUAGAAACCUCACUGGUGUCUCCAGCAAAUCUCAGAAUGUUUCUAAUCGUAUUCCAAAGGGCGUGCAGUUUCGUCCCUUUGGUAAAGGUCAAUCGAAUUUGAGCAGCCUGCACCUGGAUGCUUUGUCCAUGGAGAAGCAAAGGAAUGCAAAUGGUACUCAGCAUAACCUCGGAGGACAUGAAGCAGAAAGGCAAAAAAUUGUGAAGCAAAAUUACCAGAAACCUAAUCUACUGCUAGAAGAUAAGAAUUCAUCGAAAGAAGCUACUAGGCAUCCAUGUUCAGACCUGAAAAAAACUACUUUACCUGUUGAUUCUAUUGCAACACCUGGAUCAAUACAUACUCAGCAUGAAGUCUCAGAGGCUUCUAGGAUUUUGCAGGAGUUCUUGUUUGGUGCUGGCAGUUAGAGGAAAAAGAUGGCACAUGUUUACUAUUUCUCUAGUCUUCAAAGGAUGACUUUCGUGGACUCCGUGAACAAGUUCAACCCACACUGUAGUUACAUGGAGCAAAUAGUUGGAUGAGCUUACUGAUGUCAUGGAAAAGUUGAACCUCAAGUCACGAGGUAGCACAAUGGGACUUGAUGUGUCAUUAUUCGGUUCCUAACAAGGGACUGUUUUGUGAGGCACCUCCCCUCCUGUCAGGCCAGGGAACUCGGAUUCCUAUUCCUCCAUGCAAGAGCUUUUACGUCCGUUUGCCACAUGAGAAUGGCAGGCAGCUAUCGGGGCUGGAGUUUAGUCUUGGAUCAUCAUCAUGAUUCGGGACACAUCUGUGGCAGACUUGUUGGGUACCUUUGCUGGCGACCAACAUUAGCCUGGUGCAGUGCAUGGUCUGGGCUUUGCAUGCAUGCAUGCAAUGCCCCCGGGAUCUCCGUUCCGAUCUCUUGGGUUCAGAAUUACUUGUGAAGUAUUAUAGCUGAAAAGAUUGUGGUACGCCAUAGCAGAUGCUGAAGGCCCCAGCUUUGCCAUGGAAGCAGGCAUGUGAGCUGUGUCCCUCUACGCCUGACCGUCGUCACAUGACCAGGUGACUGUGACGCUGUUUCUCACUACUACAACAGCCAAGUUUGUUCUGUCCAUCAUAUGAUGGUGUCCAAUCCAAUUCCUUUGAACAAAUUACCCUCAAGGUCUCCGCAGUAAAAUCCACGGCUCCAUGCUCUGUUGUUUCUUUGUGUGUGUGUUUGCGCUUUGCGCUUUGCAUCGGCGCGUGUGGGAGGAGUUCACAACUUCACAUGCAACUGUCAUUUUCCAUUUACCAAGAAUCCGGGCUGAGGUGUGUGUGUGGUUGUUAUCCUGAUUUGCUAAGUAUUACUGUCACUGUCACUCCCGAAAGGAAAGCAAGCAACUGAGUCGAAAUUAUGGUCUGAGCGACUUGUGCGCCUCAA
Sorghum bicolor (sorghum) is the source of this 3238-nucleotide messenger RNA. RefSeq names its product zinc finger CCCH domain-containing protein 7. Gene Ontology annotation, cellular component: nucleus. Gene Ontology annotation, molecular function: metal ion binding; RNA binding. Gene Ontology annotation, biological process: negative regulation of DNA-templated transcription. Bases 198 to 2267 code for a protein of 689 amino acids. The transcript is spliced from 10 exons. NCBI's taxonomy places the organism in Eukaryota, Viridiplantae, Streptophyta, Magnoliopsida, Poales, Poaceae. The record is from RefSeq and is a predicted model, not a curated record.